AUUAUAUUAUUAUAUAUAUAUAAUAUUAAAUUUAAAAUUUUGAUCUAGAUAUAAUAUAUACAAUACAUAGAUAUAGAUACGCAACGGUGGCCCCUUGGCAUUAGAUCACUAGGCUCUGACGCAAGGUAUACGGUACUGCUUUCCGCGGCGUUCAGCGGCAACUGUAACGCGCAUACGCGCUUGAGAAAUUGAGAAAAACAAUCGCAUCCAUCAAGCCGUCUAGUUGUUUAGUGAGUCAGCUCCGCGCUCCGCGUGCUUCGCAUUAUUAAAUAUUUUCCUAACCCAAACGUGUUCUGCAUUAUCGAAAUUGAUCUAAUUGUCUUAACGCCCAAUCGACCGAUUUUUGUUGAUCGCGGCGUCAGCAAUUUUUUCGCUUUUUUCUUUCGGGCAUAUCGUCGCGAUAUUCCUUUGGCUGUUUUGUCUUAGUUGGAAGAGGCAGCCAUAACGACAAAAUUCAAGAAAAAAGUGCACGUGUUGAUCUCCGAUUUUUCGAUCGAGACCAUUUAUCGGGACGUUGGUUACGAAUAAGCGCCGUUUAGUGAAGCAGCUCUGUGUCGCAAUUUGUGUAUUGCACUAUAAGCAGUCGGCUAAAUCGAGUUCUUUCGAGAACAUUCAUCGACCGUGAUCGUGAAGUAUUUUGGUGCAUUACAAUGUUUGCCUAUGUAAAGUUUGAAGAUGGCCAUAAAACAAUUGUGGAAACAUCGGAUAUAAAACAUUUUAAAAGAGACAAUAUAAAUCACUCAAAAAAAUACAAAGUCCGUUGGGAUGAUGCUUUUUAUGAUGCAUUGAUCAUCGAUGUAAAUGAUAGUAAACAAAAAUUGGAGGAAAAAAUUGCCAGCAAGAGACCAAAAAUACCUCUGUUUGAAAAAUGCCUAUCCGCUUCCGAAAGUGAACUGGAAUCGAGUUUUAAGGAAAAUAAACGCAAUACAAAAAUGAAUACAAAGGAAACAAAAAAAAAGAACAUAACAAAUGUGAAUACAAGCAACGCAAUUUUAAAGGCGAAUAAACAUAACGAGACUACUAAAGAAAUGAGUAAAGGGCUCGAAAAAAGUAUAAAAGGAAAUGAUGUACAUAGUGAAGCUUUAAAGAAACAGAUACGAGACUUAAAAUUGCAAAAUGAUUUACUUCGUUCCGGGGACCUCCCGUUGGAUAGUCGUAAGCAUAGCACGCGGUAGAAAGUGGCUCCGAGAAAUUAAGGUUUUUUAAGGUGAAUUGGAGGACGUGGUGCUGUGAAGAGUGGAUAGGAGUGAGUGAGGGGAGGAGAGGAGUGACAGGGACAGAAAGAUAAAGGGCAGAGGGCCCCGGUGAGAGAAAUAUAGAGAAAGAAAGAGUGAGACGGCGAGAGGCCCUACGGCCACGGCGCAUGGAGAGUAGCAAGAGGGGCGACGUGCAGAAGGAGCGCGAAGCCGUAGCGGCGGUGGUGCAAGCGGAGACGCGUGCGGCCGAAGUGGAAGGUGGGAGUGGCGGCGAGGGAGGAGGGGGUGUGAAGAGGACGGUGAGAGAGCAAGGAAAAGAAGAGAGAAAGGGAAGACCAACCAACGCCGAAAGACUGGUGAGAGAUAGAGCGCAAAGUUACGGCUCAAUUUUAGAUUACAUUAGUGUAAAGAGGAAAAGAAGAGAGAUCUCUCCGGAAAGUGAAGAACAAAAAGCUAAAAGUAAGAGAAGCGUAUUGGAAGGUGCGCGGCGGAUCGAUUUGGAGAGAGAGGUCUGUUCGGUGGAGGUAGAGAGAGAGGUUUGUUCGGUGGAGGUAGAGAGAGAGGUCUGUUCGGUAGAGGUGGAGAGAGAAGUGGAAGACACAAACGCAGAGAAGAUGGGGGAACAAUGGGAAAGUAAGAGCGAGAAGGAAAUCAUGUUAGAGUUGUUGAAAAGGUUUAACGAAGAAAAAGAUAAUACAAAAAGAGAGAUGGAAAAAAUGAAGGAAGAACUAUUAAAGGAAAUAAACUAUAUGAGGAAAGAGGAUAGGAGAUACCGGGAAGAAACGAAGAGGAGACUGGAUAAACUGGAGGAAAGGAUAGAAAAUAGCGAAAGAGCCACGAAUAAAGAGGAAGUAAAGAACAGACUAGAAAUAUUAGAAGCAAGGUCAAGAGGAGGAAUAUCGAAAGCCAGAACAGACCAGAGUGAAGCAGAAAAGGAGAUACAGGAAAUAAGGAAGAUCAUGGAAAGGAAAGAAAGAGAGGAAAGGAAGCUAAACGUGAUAAUUAAAGGUUUAGAGACAAGUAGUCAAGGUAAGAAUCUAGAAAGUGAAAUAGAAAAAUUCUUAAGAGACAACAUAGAGACGAACGUAGAAGUUGAAACAGCAAGAGCAAUAAAUGGAGGGAGAAUGAUUCAAGUCAAAUUCAGAAAAUGGGAAGAUAGAAAUAAGAUCAUGCAUAAUAA
Molecule: messenger RNA, 2376 nt
Organism: Monomorium pharaonis (pharaoh ant)
Lineage: Eukaryota; Metazoa; Arthropoda; Insecta; Hymenoptera; Formicidae
Exons: 5
Coding region: 651-1175 (174 amino acids)
Source: RefSeq, a predicted model, not a curated record